GAAGACACACAAUAACAAGUUCUUCUGCAUUCUUCUUCCUUUCCUCAACUGUUUGGAGCAAUGACCGAUAGUCCCUUACAAGUGUUGACUUUGCCAACUGCUCCGUAUCCCGACCAGAGGCCUGGAACUAGUGGUUUGAGGAAGAAGGUCCAAGUUUUCCAGUCUAAAAAGAACUAUCUGCACAACUACAUUCAAUGUAUCUUCUCCUCCAUUGACCUGCGGGACCGGCAGGGCUCCACCAUGGUGGUGGGUGGAGAUGGACGCUACUUCAAUUCGACUGCCAUUCAGGUCAUAGUGCAGAUGGCUGCAGCUAACGGGGUCGGACGUCUUGUGAUUGGUCAGAAUGGCAUCAUGUCGACACCAGCUGUGUCUUGUGUAAUCAGAAAGAUGAAAGCUAUCGGUGGAAUUAUCCUUACAGCCAGUCACAACCCUGGAGGUCCUGACGGAGACUUUGGCAUCAAAUUCAAUACUGCUAAAGCAGGUCCAGCCCCACAGGCUGUCACAAACAAAAUCUUCCAAAUGAGCAGAACAAUAGAGGAAUAUGCCAUUUGUCCUGAUCUCAGGCUGGAUUUGGGAACAAUUGGCAAGCAAAUCUUCGACCUAGAGAACAAAUUUAAACCUUUUACAGUAGAAAUUGUGGACCCAGUUGAAUCCUAUGCUAACUCUCUGAGGAACAUCUUUGACUUUGCUGUUCUGAAGGAGCUACUGUCUGGAGACAACCAUAUACAAAUCCGUUUAGAUGCCAUGCAUGGAGUGGUUGGACCGUAUAUGAAGAAGAUCCUGUGUGAGGAGCUGGGCUCUCCUGCAAAUUCAGCCAUUAACUGUGUACCUCUGGAGAACUUUGGGGGUCGUCACCCAGACCCCAACUUGACCAAUGCUGCUGACCUUGUUGAGACAAUGAGGACUGGACUGUACGACUUUGGAGCUGCUUUUGAUGGUGAUGGUGACCGUUACAUGAUUCUUGGGAAGCAUGGCUUCUUUGUUAACCCCUCAGACUCAGUUGCUGUCAUCGCUGCAAACAUUUUCUGCAUCCCCUACUUCCAGCACACAGGAGUAAGAGGCUUUGCUAGGAGUAUGCCCACCAGUGCAGCUCUUGACAUGGUGGCCAAAGCUACCAAGAUCCAGCUACAUGAGACGCCAACCGGAUGGAAGUUUUUUGGGAGCCUGAUGGAUGCGGGUCGUCUUUCACUCUGUGGGGAGGAAAGUUUUGGCGCAGGUUCAGACCAUAUACGUGAAAAGGACGGGCUUUGGGCUGUGUUAGCAUGGCUUUCUAUCCUAGCAACGAGAAGGCAAAGUGUAGAAGACAUUAUGACCGAACACUGGAGAACCUAUGGGAGGAACUACUACACCAGAUUUGAUUAUGAAGAGGUGGAUUUAGAUGCAGCCGUGGAGAUGAUGUUAGAUCUUGAGCUGAUGAUUUCAGACAAAGCAUUCAUCAAGCAAGUGUUUACUGUGGGGGAAAAGAAAUACCAAGUGGAGACAGCAGAUAAUUUUGAGUACAGUGAUCCUGUGGAUGGAACCAUAUCAAGGAACCAGGGCCUGCGGAUAAUUUUUAAAGGAGGUUCACGCAUAAUUUUUCGUCUCGGUGGGACCGACAGUUUCGGAGUCACGGUUCAUCUGUAUAUCGACAGUUACGAGAAAGACAUAAACAAGAUCUUUCAGGACCCGCAGGUGGCGCUCGCGGAGCUCGUCACCAUUGCACUGCAGCUUUCACACAUACAUGAAAGAACCGGGCGAAGCGGUCCUACUGUUAUUACAUGAUUACAUUGAAUGCCACUUUAUAUUUACAUUUGUUUUGUUUUUUUAAAUAAACUACUUUCAAUGGGGAAAAAUAUUACAGCUUUUUUGCCAUGUCAGAUAACGAUAAAGUAACAGGCGCUCUCGCGCAAAAUCCCUAGCGUCCCAAACAUCAAAUGCCUUUUGAAUAUUAAUUACGCAACGUACUUGGAUGCUCCAGUAGGCUACUUCCUAGAUGGUUACCAAGCAACGCCACCAUGGCUUAUUAAAUAUUUAUGAGGCAACCAUUCACGAAUGUUGGAUACAUUCGCUGCCCAACAACGAGAUUCAUUUGACUAACAACAAACUGGUAUAUCGCGACAGAAAUUGUUGUGAAAUGAGACGCAGCUCUCAAAGAGAGGUAACUUGCGAAUUGUAAAAAUGAGGAGGAAAUGUAUUUUUAUAUUCAGUUGUGCUAUUCCAGCUCUGUCUGAGAUAAAGGGAGCAAAUUAUUGAUUAUUAUUAUGAAUUAGGGUUUUCUAUGUCCUCAUAAAGGCAUUGUCGACUUGUCAUAAUAUUAUAUUGUUUUAUAAAAAUAUUUAAAAAAAAUAUUAUUUAAAGUCUAAAUAAAUAAUAUUUACCUAUAGCGAUACUCACAGGUUGUAUUUAAUUCAAAUAAUGCGUACCAUAAACUAAGGGAUUAAAAUGUUAUUAGUGAUAUAAUAAUGGCAAACCAAGAAACGUUCUCCUGCAGCUUACUGUAUUGUAAAAAGUGGAAGCGAAAGGUAAAAGCAGACAGAAGACUAGACCUGGAUGUUUUUCACAUCCCAACAAAUGCUUUUUAUAAGCAAACUUUCCUUUUGUUCAAACUGAAAAAUGAAAUCAUCAGUGACCAGGGAAGCAUCUGACAUGCUGUCCUCUGCUGCAUCAACACAAGUCUUUAUGAAACACAUGAGGAACAAAAUAGAGCUGGAGAGUAAACCUUAUGAUGAAUUACCAACCCCAUCUUUAACAUGCUUACAUUCUCAUCAGAGUGCACUAUAACACAUUAGGCAUGAUUUUUGCACUUGCCGUUACAGAUGCUGUUGCAGGUGUGGGACGGGAUUUGGAGAAGAGGCAAGACCAUAACUCUGUCUUCACAUUAUCUCUGUAUUUUCAUGUUCUGUUUCUUUUUUCUUUUUUGAUUUUAUCCAAUUUGGAAUGGCCAAUUCCCAAUGCGGUCUAGGUCCUCGCAGUGGUGUAGUGACUCGCCUCAGUCCGGGUGGCGGAGGACAAAUCUCAGUUGACUCCGCGUCUGAGACCGUCAAUCCGCGUAUCUUAUCACGUGGCUUGUUGAGCGUGUUACCGCGGAGACCUUGCGCAUGUGGAGGCUUCACGCUAUUCUCCGCGGCAUCCGCGCACAACCCACCAGGCACCCCACCGAGAGCGAGAACCAUAUUAUAGCUACCACAAGGAGGUUACCCCAUGUGACUCUACCCACCCUAGCAACCGGGCCAAUUUAGUUGCUUAGGAGACAUGACUGGUGUCACUCAGCAUGCCCUGGAUUCAAACUUGUGACUCCAGGGGGAGUAGUCGGUGUUAAUACUCACUGGUUCAUCUUUUUUAUUUUUUUACAAGGCGUGUAUGUAGGAUUGCCUUUGAGGAGUAUCUCAACAUGUGGAUGAAGAUUGCCACCACUAGCCCAGAGCUUCUGACGAGAAGAGAAUCUUUGGAUGAAUUCCUCAAAUAUUAUGGGCCAGCUGGCAGUGAGACAGAAGA
Molecule: messenger RNA, 3474 nt
Organism: Xyrauchen texanus (razorback sucker)
Lineage: Eukaryota; Metazoa; Chordata; Actinopteri; Cypriniformes; Catostomidae
Product: phosphoglucomutase-1-like
Exons: 12
Coding region: 61-1761 (566 amino acids)
Biological process (GO): carbohydrate metabolic process
Cellular component (GO): cytosol
Molecular function (GO): phosphoglucomutase activity; magnesium ion binding
Source: RefSeq, a predicted model, not a curated record